GGCGAAGAUGCGAAGGGAAACCGAGCAUCAGAUGAAGGUCCACUUGUUCUACCAGCAGCUCCUGAGCGAAUCUGUGUGGGGGCCACUGGACCUGCUCAGUCUGGUGGCAGCAAGCGUCUCGAACCCAUCUGACACAAUCUUCUGGAAGGCAGCCCUCUUGUUGCCAAGUGAUCAUGAAAGAGAUGCCAGUGUUGCUAACCAGAUUUUGACAGAAUGGCUGGAGUCCAAAUUCGGUAACUCGGAGAAGCAAGAACACAGGGAGAUGGUCCCCAACGGACACAUGCAAACCUUGAGCAUCAGCAGCGGCCUGCGGAGCGUGGGGGAGCGCAUGCACACAGUGCACGUGUGUGUGAAGGUGGCCCGCGGGCCCCUCAGCGAGGAAGGCCAGUUGGCAUUGGAGAAGCGGAAGGGGCUGAUGGGCAUGGGCGCCCUGCUGAUGCUGCUGCCCUCGGCAGUCAGUCCCGGGGCUGAUGAGGAAGACGGGGACAUCUUCCUGUUAUCCGCCCUGCUGCAGCUCCGGCAGAUCCAGCAGGCUAAUGCCUGGCCACAGGCCCUUCCUCUGGUGGUGGUGGUCCCAGGGCAGGCUGGGCACAGGGCCAGCGAUGAACGGCUAGAGGAAGACCUGAUGCUUCAGACACUCAUUGAGGAAGGUUUGAUUUCAGAGUACAUGUUCGUCCAUAUCCCCGAGACCACGAACGAACCCCAAGGAUCCGAGCAGAUCCGCCAUGCCGUCAGGUGGCUCGCUGCCCGCUCCACGGCACCAGCCCGGCUCGUCUCGCAGACGUUGGUGCAGGUUGUGGAGGCCGGGCUCUGCCGCGAGUUUGCUGGUAGGCUUCACCGUGAUCGGAGGGACCGUGACAUGGCGGGACUGCCCUCCCAGGGCCCUGCACCCGUCAUCGGCCUCUACAACACUGUCCUGGCUUUCUUGGCUGGCCUUGUGUCGUCCCCGAGUCUGGCUGGCCUCUCCUGGCCCGUGGCAGAGUUCUCGGUGCCAGGGGGUGGUGACUGCCUACCACAUCUGCUCUGGAACUCGGCUGAGCACCUGGAGUGGCUCCAGGGGGCAGUCCUGAGCCUGCGGCUGCCCGACUGGCCGCUGCCAGCCGUGGGGGCUCCUUGGAGCCAGCUGGUUGCCUCCAUCUUCCAGUACGUAUCUCAAAUCCCAUGGUCCCGCCACAGCCAGCCACUCCUUAUGUCCCAGUUGGAGAACCUUUUGGAGAGGCUGCGUCAGGACUGUGUGGGCCGAGGUGGGGGGCCGGACAAGGAGCCCACUUUCUGGGAGGUGCCCUGGGACGAAAUUGUCAUGCUCUGUGUAGAGCACCAACUCCGGGACUGGAACCCUCCUGGGUGCCCCGUGAGUGAAGAUGUCAUCAGUGACGACGGAGAAAUCUCGGUGUAUUUCCUGAGCGAUGGGCUGCAGGGCUUCAUACCGCCGUCCUGCUGGGUGGAUGCCGUAAAGCAGACGCACAGGGACAAGCAGCAGGGGAAGGCAGGGUGUCACCAGAGCAUGUGGCCUCAUCCUCGACUGGCCAGGCCACGUCUUCAACAGAAGCUGUUUCACAGCAUGGUUGAGGACCCUGAGUCCGGAUCCGGUGUUGCCCCUGUUUUGGAUGCUGCCUCCAGCCCCCAGGACCUCCUGGCUCGCAUUGAGGAGGAGAAAGAACAGAGCCGCAGGUUCGAGGACCAGCUGCGUACCUGGCUUGACGUCGAGUCCCUGGGCCCUUCCUCUUCCUCCUCACCACUUUUCUUGCCUUCUUCGUUACUGUCUGUACCGGAGAUCGUAGUGCCCUCCCCAAAGAUGGCUGCCCCACCUGCACUUGCCCUGCAGAAGGAGCGCAGUGUCCGCAGUGACCAGGCCAGGGGAGCUGCCAGUUCUAUGGGGAGGCGUCUACAGGAGCUGGAGCAGCUGAUCUCUGCAAGCCGGGAGGAGGAGCUCGCAUGUGAGCUGAAGCUAAGCUGCCUUCUGGACAUUGUUGAUGACUGAGUGUCAUGUGACCCACCUGAUGUCUGCCGUUGACUGCCACAAGUUGUCUCUCUUAUGCCUGAUUUCUGCAGUAUAUUUAGUUGUGUGGUACUUGUGCAUAUAUUGCUUUGAAGAGUAUGAUGUACAGUAAUUUACACAACAUUGGGAGUGUUGUAACUGGGGGAAAAACAUGUCAUAGGAAAUGGACAGUUUUUUAGGGUUUUUUUUUGUGCAAAUUUUAAAUAUUAAAAUGUUAUUGUAUUUAGAAACCCAUGGCUAUUUCUUUGUUUUUUUUCCAUCAUGAAACUUUGUUUAUUGUACUUUUAAAUUGAAUCACAAUUUGCUGCAGAAUCUUUAAAACCUGUGACGUUAUUUGCCCAUAUUAGACACUCAUACGUGGGGUUGUUACUGCUGUUUCUUUAACCUUGUGUAUUGUUGGUCAAAAUUAACAAUUUAGGUAAUAUCUGCAUUGUACACCAUUGCAAAAGUAUGUCUUUUUUUAGAUUCUUAAAGAAAUGUCAUGCAGCUCAAUUAUAUAUUCAUGUAAUUGAACUGAAGAUCACAGCAGUUCACUAAGCAGUCUGCCACUGAGUUCCUUUUAUAAACUGGCUGGCUGGUUUUUAAGAAAAUAUGCCCGUGGAUGCCCUACAGGUGGCAGCAGGGAGCCAUCUGCAUAUGUACAGACAGUCUGCUGGUUAAG
This is a messenger RNA of Brienomyrus brachyistius, 2660 nucleotides long. Its product is annotated as germinal-center associated nuclear protein-like. Lineage: Eukaryota; Metazoa; Chordata; Actinopteri; Osteoglossiformes; Mormyridae. The transcript is spliced from 11 exons. The record is from RefSeq and is a predicted model, not a curated record. The coding region runs from base 8 to 1981 and encodes 657 amino acids.